CGUGCCAGCAGCUCUGAACACGGCUGUCAGUGUGUAAAACAGGGAUAUUUAUAACAACACGCUGCAGAGAGAGAGAGAGAGAGAGAGUUAUGCUUUAAGUUGCAUGAUUUAGUGUUUUUUAAACUCAAUAAUGUCUCGGAUAUUAAACCUUAUCAGCUGUCAUCUGAGGAGAGAUUUAUCCUCGUGUGGAGGGAGUGCUCGGCUUCCUUUACUGAGAACCAUCUGCUGCACUUCAAGGAAACAAGCACAAGAGAGUGAUGCCACCUCAGCUCUGAGGAAGAGGUGGAAGGACACUGCAGAGACUGUCAUCAUCGGUGGGGGAUGUGUGGGGGUCAGCACGGCCUAUCACCUGGCCAAAGGUGGCAUGAAGGAUGUUGUGCUGCUGGAGAAGUCUGAUCUGACGGCUGGCUCCACCUGGCACGCUGCUGGUUUGACGACAUAUUACCAUCCAGGCAUCAACCUCAAGAAAGUCCACUAUGACAGCGUUAAACUGUACGAGAAGCUGGAGGCUGAGACUGGACAGGCAGUGGGCUUUCAUCAGCCCGGCAGCGUCCGUAUUGCUGCAACGGCGGCUCGAGUGGACGAGAUGAAGUACCAGAUGAGCCGAACACACUGGCAUGUGACGGAGCAGUACAUGAUCGGACCAGAGAAAGUCCUCGAACACUUCCCUCUGCUCAACAUAGACAAGGUGUUGGCAGGUCUGUACACGCCGGGCGACGGCCACAUUGACCCUUACUCUCUGACUAUGGCUCUGGCUGCUGGAGCUCGUAUGCACGGCGCCCAGAUCUACAACCCCGCCCCGGUCACCGCCCUCACCCCGACCGCUGACGGCAAGUGGGACGUCCAAACUCCUCAUGGGACCAUCCGCGCCAACCGCAUCGUCAAUGCAACGGGUUUCUGGGCGCGGGAGGUGGGCAAGAUGAUCGGGUUCGAACACCCGACCAUCCCGGUGCAUCACCAGUACGUCGUGACGGCGACGGUACCGGAGGUGAAGGCUCUGAAGAAGGAGCUGGCCGUCAUCAGGGACCUGGAGGGUUCGUACUACCUGCGUCAGGAGAGAGACGGCCUGCUGUUCGGCCCGUAUGAGAAGAUGGAAAAGAUGGUGCUGCAGGACUCCUGGGUCAGAGAUGGAGUUCCUCCAGGUUUCGGUAAAGAGCUGUUUGAAUCAGACCUGGACAGGAUAAUGGAGCACGUUGAGAUGGCCAUGGAGAUGGUCCCUGUGCUGAAGAAAGCUGACAUCAUCAACAUCGUGUCCGGACCAAUCACGUACACCCCUGACCUGCUGCCCAUGGUCGGACCACACCAAGGAGUUCGCAACUACUGGACGGCCAUUGGCUUCGGGUAUGGAGUCAUCCACGCCGGCGGUAUCGGUAAGUACCUGAGUGACUGGAUCAGGAACGGGGAGCCUCCUUACGACCUGAUAGAAUGCGACCCCAACCGCUACGGCAAAUGGGCAGACGUGCCCUUCCUGUGCGCUAAAGCUCGAGAAUCCUAUGGCUUCAACAAUGUGGUCGGUUACCCGAAGGAGGAGCGAUUCGCCGGUCGACCAACCUACCGAAAAAGCGGCGUUUACAAGCUGCUGAAGGACAAAGCAUCCAUGGGCUUUCACGCUGGCUGGGAACAACCUCACUGGUUCCACAAACCUGGAGAUGACAUCGGAUACAAGCCCAGUUUCAGACGCACCAACUGGUUCAGCCCAGCUGGCAGAGAGUGCAAACUGGUGAUGGAGAAGGUUGGAGUGAUCGACCUGACGCCGUUUGGCAAGUUCGUGGUGAAGGGGAAGGACUCGCACAAGCUGCUGGACCGCCUGUUUGCCAACACCAUGCCAAAGGUGGGACUGACUAACAUCAGCCACAUGCUGACACCCGCUGGGAGAGUCUUUGCCGAGGUCACCAUCACCCAGCUGGCACCGGGAGAGUUCCUGCUCAUCACCGGAUCGGGGUCGGAGGGACACGACCUCAGGUGGAUCGAGGCAGAAGCUGAAGACGGCAGAUACGACGUGGACAUCAGCAACGUGACAGAAGAUAUCGGCGUGUUGGGCAUCGCAGGACCAAACUCUCGUAAAGUUCUCCAGAAGCUGACAGACGCUGAUUUGAGCGACGCCGGGUUCAAAUUCCUCCACUGCAAGCCCAUCAAGUUGGCCGGCAUUACCGUCCGGGCCAUCAGGAUCUCCUACACAGGUGAGCUCGGCUGGGAGCUGUACAUCGAGCAGAAGCACAUGGCAGCUGUGUAUCAGGCCAUGAUGGACGCAGGAAAAGACGAAGGCAUCGACAAUUUCGGCACCUACGCCAUGUCCUCCCUCCGACUGGAGAAGGGCUUCAGAGGCUGGGGAGCUGAGAUGAACUGUGACACAAAUCCUCUGGAGGCUGGACUGGAAUAUUUCAUCAAACUGAACAAGCCCGCUGACUUUAUUGGCAAAGCAGCCCUUCAGGAGAUCAAAGCGAAGGGCCUGAAGAGGAAGUUGUCCUACAUCACGCUGGACACGGACGACAUCGACCCUGAAGGCAACGAGACCAUCUGGCUCAACGGCAAGGUGGUCGGUAACACGACAUCCGGCGCCUACAGCUACAGCACCCAGCAGAGCCUGGCGUUCGCCUACCUGCCUGUGGAGCUGUGCUCGGUGGGCCAGAAGGUGGAGGUGGAGCUGCUGGGGAGGAAAUACCCCGCGAUGGUCAUCCAGGAGCCCUUAGUCCUCACCGAGCCCACACGGACCCGGCUGCAGAAGAAAGCAAAGGGAAAAGCAUAAGACUGUCCUCGGAUCAGUUUCUCACCCGCUAAUGAAGAACGAUUUUACUGUGAUGUAUCAAUGAGAGUCUUAUGUGGAUGUGGAUGUGUGGCCAGUUUAGGGGGAAAAGAGUCGCAUCACUUCACAACUUCCUGUUUGGUCUAGACGAGGAGGAAGUUCAGCAUGUGAGAGUGCUAUAGUACGUCUUAUGAAUGUGUUUAUGAGCAAAGGGAAAUCAACGACUGUCUGUCCACGAUGUCUUACGGUGCUGGAAGAGUAAUUUACUUUUUUGUAAUUCCUUGAAUGGAUGUGAAAUGUUUUACAGGUCAACAGUUUGCUUGAUUCUUGAAAUUUCAGCUGAAACGGUACAAAUGAAAAAAUGUGUUUAUUUGAAAACAAAAAAAAUAAAUAGCGCUUCAUUUUUCAUGAUCAUAAUAAGAGCGCUCUGGGACUGUGUUAAAUGUGACAACAUAUAUAAACACCAAUAACCAAAACAAACAGAAUGCUUGCAAACUUGUACAAAGAUUGUUUUAUAAAUCUGUCUUUUUUUUCUAAUAUGUAAUUAAAUCUGUUUACAUUAAUAACUUGAUAAUUAAAUCAAUGCACUCACUGUCUCAUA
This is a messenger RNA of Sebastes umbrosus (honeycomb rockfish), 3344 nucleotides long. It is a transcript of the gene dmgdh, whose product is annotated as dimethylglycine dehydrogenase. The transcript has 16 exons. The coding region runs from base 131 to 2746 and encodes 871 amino acids. Gene Ontology annotation, molecular function: protein binding; oxidoreductase activity. Gene Ontology annotation, cellular component: mitochondrion. NCBI's taxonomy places the organism in Eukaryota, Metazoa, Chordata, Actinopteri, Perciformes, Sebastidae. The record is from RefSeq and is a predicted model, not a curated record.